Molecule: messenger RNA, 1153 nt
Organism: Drosophila elegans
Lineage: Eukaryota; Metazoa; Arthropoda; Insecta; Diptera; Drosophilidae
Exons: 1
Coding region: 133-840 (235 amino acids)
Source: RefSeq, a predicted model, not a curated record
ACAUUCCAUCCUCGAGCUGGAUUGGUAUCCCACGUCCAGUAUCGUACUCCUCCAAAUUCCUCCUAAAUUUAUCCGGCCUUAAACUUUUGGAUUUCUUUUUCGGUCUAUUGUUUCAAAUUUCCGAGCUCCAGAAUGUCACUGAGUAUAAAUGCCUCUCGAGGACUGCUCCUUCAAAAGUCUGUGGCGCGCAGUGCGGUGGGCAGCUGUGUGCGAUUCGCGUCGGGCUGUGAGAAGGGCGAGGGCGAGAAUAGGUGCCCCAAGGUGCUGACCAAGUUUCCCUGCGGCAAGCCGGCGUUGCAGGCGCCGGUCCAGAAGAAGCCCAAGGCCGUAAAGUCGGUGUCCAUGUGGCUGAACCCCUUCUGCGAUCCCGAGGACACGGCCUGUCCGUUCACUCCGCGCUUCGACGACAUCUACUACGUGGAGUCGGACAAGGCCAAGCGCAAGUACUGGCAGACAUGGGUGGCCUGCCCGCCCAUCCAGAUCAAGCCCAAGAAGAUCUGCUGCUUUGCCCAGGCCAAGCCGGCGCCGAUCAAGCGCCGCAAGCCCCAGUACAAGCCCUCGACCGCCUGUCCGCAACCUUGUCCGGACCAGAGGGAGCUGGAAUGUCCCAAGCUGGCGCGUCGCUGCCACCGCGAUGGUCGCAGACCUCCGUCUUGCAGGCGGGAACGUGGACCCCUGCUCUGUGUGAAGCCCCGGACCCCGUACCCCUCCUUCUCCGAGUGCCAGCGCCUGCGACCCGGCGCCCUGCCCCUGAAGGAGUGCACCUGCCUGGUGAAACCCAUGCUCUGCGAGCUUUGGGCCGAGUUCCGUCGACGGGCCAGCAACAAGGGCGGAAACUAAACACCAUCAAGCGGUUUGACAUUCUGGAGCAUUUAAAAUUUUUAUUUGUAAGAUGACAUCAAAAUAUAUUCUUCCCUGAGUGCCUGGAGGAUACCAAACGAUAUGUGACCAUCAAAACGGAUUCCUGGCCAUGUUCGUGAUGAGGGUCCAGAGCAGCGGACUGCAGUCGCUGUAGGUCCGCUCGCAGUCCGCUCCAGCACGUCCGGCAUCUCGGGCGUGCAAAUACUUGCCGGCCACAUUGUCCACGCUCGGUCUGAGAAUAAUUUCCAAUUUUAUUUGUUUCCCCAACCGAAUAAAGACUGUUCUUACACUA